UGUGGGGGCGAGAUCGCGGGUGAGAUUGGAGGCGCGGCGGGCACGGCGGACGAGGGCUGCGGCGGGAUGAGCUACUUCCUGGCGCUGAGCGAGGGCCACGGAGCCAGCGUGCUGUCGCGGUAUGAGCGGCUGCGCGGCGAGGGCCGGCUCUGCGACGUGGUGCUGGAGGCUGCUGGUGGCACCCGCUUCCCCGCCCACCGCGCCCUGCUGGCCUGCGCCAGCGACUACUUCUGGGCGCUGUUCCAGGAGCACACGCAGGAGCGCCACGCCCACACCGUGCGCCUGCUGCAGCUUAGCGCCGCCGGCCUCGGCUGCGUGCUCGACUUCAUCUACACCUCCUGCCUGCCGCUGUCGCUCGCCUCGCUGGAGGACGUGCUGGAGGCCGCCUGCUACCUGCAGGUGGUGCCGGCCGUCCAGCUCUGCAGCCGCUACAUCGCUGACAACCUCCACCCCGACAACUGCGUCUUCCUCGCCAACCUGGCGGCCCGCUACGGCGUGGCCGACGCCCUCUCCGCCGCCAACCGCUUCGUGGCGGGUAGGAUGGGGGCGCUGCUGGGGCACGGGGGGGACCGGGACGGGCUGCUGGAGCUGAACGGGGACUCGUUGCGGGAGGUGCUGGCGGCGGAGGACAUGCCGGGCGUGCGGGAGGGGGCCCUGCUGCGCCUCCUGCUGGACUGGCUGGACCGCAGGGCGUUGAGCAGCCUGCGGAGCAACCUGCUGCUCAGCCGUAUCCGCUUCGGGCUGGUGCCGCCGGGCGAGCUGACCCGCCUGGCCGCCGCCCGCCCCGCCCUGCGCACGCCCUUCAUCCGCAGCCUGCUGCAGAAGGCGUUGGAGUACCACCAGGGGGGGGCGCUGCAGCCGCUGCUGCAGAGCGAGGGCAGCACGCUGCGGUCCCGCGCCGCGCAGGUGCUGCUGGUGGGCGGGGCCGACCCCGAGGCCGACCAGCCCCUCGCCCAGGUGCUGACCUUCGACCCCCGCUCCCGGAGGUUCCGCCGGCUGACCGAGCUCCCUCGCGCGGUGCAGCACCACUGCGUCUGCACGCUGGGCAACUUCCUGUUCGUGCUGGGCGGGGAGGAAGUGGAAGUGGACGAGAGCGGGAAGCCGGCGGGCAGGGCGGUCAGCGGGCGGGUGUGGCGGUACGACCCGCGGUUCGGGCGCUGGGAGGCGGCGGCUGCCCUGGCGGAGGCGCGGGCACGGUUCUGCUGCUGCGUGGCGGAGGGGGCAGUGCUCGCUGUCGGGGGGCAGGGCGGCGGUGGCCGGCCGCUGGACUCGGUGGAGGUGUACAACAUGCGGGCGGACACCUGGCGGAGGGGCGUGGCCCUCCCCGCGGCCAUGCACGGCCAGGCCUGCGCCGCGCUCGGGGACCACGUCUACAUCUCCGGCGGUAUCCACGGCGACCGGCGCGAGGCCAGCCGGGAGGUGUACCGCCUGGACCCCCGCGGGGGCCGCUGGGAGAAGCGCGCCGCCAUGUCCAUCGCCCGCACCGGACACCAGAUGGCAGCGGUGGGCGGGAGGCUGUACUCCUUCCUGGGUGUGUACGAGCCCUUCUGCGACAUCGAGCGCUUCGACCCCGCCCUCAACGAGUGGACCCGCCUCCGGCCGCUGCUGCAGGACCGCUUCUGCUACGGCCUGGCCGCCCUCGGGGGCCGCGUGCUGCUGUUCGGGGGCAGGAAGUGGCGCGACGCGCAGGAAGUGGCCACGCCCACCGUGCUGGAGUAUGACCCGGAGAACGACAGCUGGCGGGAACUCUGCAAGAUGCCCGCGCCUCUGAGCGGGACACAGUGCGCCCUGAUGCACGUCCUCGACCCGGAGGAGACGUAAACCCCUGCCUGCCCCACACACACUCUCACACACACACACACUCAGACACAGACACACACACACAUGUACACACACA
Messenger RNA from Megalops cyprinoides (Indo-Pacific tarpon), 1897 nucleotides. Its product is annotated as kelch-like protein 34. The record is from RefSeq and is a predicted model, not a curated record. NCBI's taxonomy places the organism in Eukaryota, Metazoa, Chordata, Actinopteri, Elopiformes, Megalopidae. The transcript has a single exon. Bases 67 to 1821 code for a protein of 584 amino acids. Gene Ontology annotation, molecular function: protein binding.